UUUUUAAUUCCUCCCAGCCUCCUUCUCCCCCGCGCCCUUCCUCGCGGCUGGAGGGAAAAGCCCGUGCAGGAGGAGGAAGGGUUCGGUGUCAAUUUUUUUCUUCUUGGGGUGUGUGUGUGUGUGUGUGUGUGUGUGUGGCCGCGGCCCGAGCCUGUGGCGCGCGGGUAGGCAAACGGGGAAGAUCCCCGGUGCGGUUAAAAGAACCAUGGAUGGCCCGACGCGGGGACAUGGACUCCGGAAAAAGCGGAGGUCGCGAUCACAGCGAGACCGGGAAAGACGCUCCCGGGCCGGGUUAGGAACCGGUGCUGCGGGUGGUGGAGGAACCGGCCGGACCCGGGCUCCCUCGCUGGCUUCAUCGUCGGGCUCCGACAAGGAAGACAAUGGAAAGCCCCCAUCCUCCGCCCCGUCCCGGCCCAGACCCCCGCGGAGGAAGCGCAGAGAGUCCACCUCAGCCGAAGAGGACAUCAUUGAUGGAUUUGCCAUGACCAGCUUUGUUACUUUUGAAGCGCUGGAGAAAGAUGUAGCAGUUAAGCCUCAGGAACGAGGGGAGAAACGGCAGACUCCUCUGACCAAGAAGAAACGAGAAGCUCUUACCAAUGGUUUGUCUUUUCACUCCAAGAAGAGCCGGCUCAGCCACUCGCACCACUACAGCUCAGAUCGAGAAAAUGACCGCAACCUCUGCCAGCACCUUGGGAAGAGAAAGAAGUUGCCAAAGGGACUCAGACAGCUCAAGCCAGGACAGAACAGCUGCAGGGACAGUGACAGCGAAAGCGCUAGCGGAGAAUCCAAGGGUUUCCACCGGAGCAGCUCUCGCGAGAGGCUCAGCGAUAGUUCAGCUCCUUCCAGCUUGGGAACAGGCUACUUCUGCGACAGUGACAGCGACCAGGAAGAGAAGGCAUCAGAUGCGAGCUCUGAAAAACUCUUCAACACUGUUCUUAUAAACAAAGAUCCAGAGUUAGGUGUUGGACCACUGCCCGAACACGACAACCAAGAUGCAGGGCCAAUUGUCCCCAAGAUCUCGGGUCUAGAGAGAAGCCAGGAGAAGAGCCAGGACUGUGGCAAAGAGCCCGUCUUUGAACCCGUGGUGCUCAAAGACUCUCAUCCUCAGCUCCCCCAGCUACCGUCGCAGCCUCAGGUGGAACCCCGGCUCCAGGGUCCGUCUCCAGACCCCGACUUGGUCCAGCACACGGAGGCUCCGCCCCAGUUUCCUCCUCCAAGUACACAGCCAGCCCAAGGGCCCCCAGAAGCCCAGCUACAGCCUGCCCCACAGCCUCAGGUGCAGCGGCCACCCCGGCCGCAGUCCCCCGGCCAUCUGCUCCAGCAGGCCCUCCCGCCGGUGCAGUCCCAUCCCUCCUCCCAGAACCUCUCCCAGCCACUGUCGGCCUACAACAGCAGUAGCCUGAGCCUCAACAGCUUAAGCAGAAGCGGUACUCCAGCCAAGACCCAACCCGCCCCUCCUCACAUCUCCCACCAUCCCUCCGCUUCUCCUUUCCCCCUCUCUCUGCCCAACCACAGCCCCCUGCACAGCUUCACGCCAACCCUCCAGCCCCCUGCCCACUCACAUCACCCCAAUAUGUUUGCCCCUCCCACUGCUCUGCCUCCUCCCCCACCGCUGACGUCUGGAAGUCUGCAGGUGCCCGGGCAUCCCGCAGGGAGCACUUACUCAGAACAAGACAUCUUGAGGCAGGAACUGAACACGCGUUUCCUGGCCUCUCAGAGCGCCGACCGAGGGGCUUCCCUGGGCCCUCCGCCCUACCUGCGGACCGAGUUCCAUCAGCACCAGCAUCAGCACCAGCACACGCAUCAGCACACGCACCAGCAUACCUUCACGCCGUUCCCCCACGCCAUCCCACCCACUGCCAUCAUGCCGACGCCAGCACCUCCCAUGUUUGACAAAUACCCCACCAAAGUUGACCCAUUCUACCGGCAUAGUCUCUUCCACUCCUAUCCUCCUGCAGUCUCGGGUAUACCCCCCAUGAUCCCACCCACGGGCCCUUUUGGUUCACUCCAAGGAGCGUUCCAGCCGAAGACAUCCAACCCUAUCGAUGUGGCUGCUCGGCCUGGAACAGUCCCCCACACUCUACUCCAAAAGGAUCCAAGGUUGACAGAUCCUUUCAGACCUAUGUUAAGGAAACCAGGAAAGUGGUGCGCCAUGCACGUGCACAUCGCCUGGCAGAUUUACCACCACCAGCAGAAGGUCAAGAAACAGAUGCAGUCGGACCCACACAAGCUGGACUUCGGGCUGAAACCUGAGUUCCUGAGCCGUCCUCCAGGCCCCAGUCUCUUCGGGGCCAUCCAUCAUCCCCACGAUCUGGCGCGACCUUCGACUUUGUUCUCUGCCGCUGGUGCUACACAUCCUACCGGGACCCCCUUUGGGCCGCCACCUCAUCACAGUAACUUUCUCAACCCUGCCGCUCACCUAGAGCCUUUUAACCGGCCGUCGACAUUCACGGGCCUUGCCGCGGUCGGCGGCAACGCCUUCGGUGGACUUGGAAACCCUUCAGUUACACCCAACUCAGUGUUCGGCCACAAGGAUAGCCCCAGUGUGCAGAACUUUAGCAAUCCUCACGAGCCCUGGAACCGGCUGCACCGAACGCCUCCGUCGUUCCCGACCCCUCCGCCCUGGCUGAAGCCAGGGGAGUUGGAGCGCAGUGCGUCCGCUGCAGCCCAUGACAGAGAUAGAGAUGUAGAUAAACGAGACUCCUCCGUUAGUAAAGAUGACAAGGAAAGGGAAAGCGUUGAGAAAAGACACCCCAGCCAUCCUUCCCCAGCACCUCCCGUCCCGGUGAGCGCCCUGGGCCACAACCGCAGCUCUACCGAUCCGACGACCAGGGGUCAUUUGAAUACUGAGGCUCGUGAGAAAGAUAAACCAAAAGAGAGGGAGAGAGACCACUCGGGAUCCCGAAAGGACCUGACCACCGAAGAGCACAAAGCCAAGGAAGGCCACCUGCCCGAGAGAGAUGGGCAUAGCCACGAGGGACGUGUAGCAGGCGAGGAACCCAAGCAACUGUCCCGGGUGCCAUCACCCUAUGUGAGGACACCAGGUGUGGAUAGCGCGAGGCCUAAUAGCACCUCCAGCCGGGAGGCCGAGCCACGCAAGGGUGAGCCGGCCUAUGAGAACCCCAAGAAGAGCGCCGAGGUCAAGGUCAAAGAGGAACGCAAGGAAGACCACGACCUACCUACAGAGGCCCCACAGGCCCACAGGACCUCCGAGGCACCUCCACCCAGCUCCUCAGCCAGCGCCAGCGUGCACCCGGGGCCUCUGGGAUCCAUGCCCAUGACCGUGGGAGUGACUGGUAUCCAUGCCAUGAACAGUAUCGGUAGCCUGGACAGGACACGCAUGAUGACCCCGUUUAUGGGCCUCAGCCCCAUCCCAGGGGGGGAGCGCUUCCCAUACCCCUCUUUCCACUGGGACCCCAUGAGGGACCCCUUGAGGGAUCCUUACCGUGACUUGGACAUGCACCGAAGGGACCCUCUGGGCAGGGACUUCCUGCUCAGGAAUGACCCCCUGCACCGGCUCUCCACACCCCGGUUGUACGAAGCCGACCGUUCCUUCAGAGACAGGGAGCCUCAUGAUUAUAGCCACCAUCAUCACCACCACCACCACCCGCUAGCUGUGGACCCUCGACGGGAGCAUGAACGGGGCGGACACCUAGAUGAACGCGAGCGGCUGCACGUGCUUCGGGAGGACUACGAGCACCCACGGUUGCACCCCGUGCACCCCGCUUCUCUGGAUGGACACCUCCCACACCCGAGCCUGCUCACGCCAGGCCUGCCCAGUAUGCACUACCCUCGCAUCAGCCCUACCGCGGGCCACCAGAAUGGACUGCUCAACAAGACCCCGCCCACCGCGGCACUCAGCGCCCCACCUCCGCUCAUUUCCACACUGGGGGGCCGCCCAGGAUCCCCCCGGAGGACUACGCCUCUGUCGGCUGAAAUCCGAGAAAGGCCACCGUCCCACACACUGAAGGACAUCGAAGCUCGAUAAGUCAGGAGGACGAGGCAGACCUCAGAGUUGGGGGAAAAACCCCAGGGACACCCCCCUCAAGACUCAAGAGACAACUCCUGCACCCCCAAAAUUGAGAGGUGCAGAGCUCCAACUCUUCCCCUUGGAAAAAAAAAAUGGACAGAGACUCCGUUUGGGUGUUGAAAUGUUUUGUAUAUUAAUGUUGGAAUUUUUUCAGACCUUUUAUCCAGACCUGUUUGUCCUUACAUCUCCUUACUUUUUGAUUUGGUUGUUCCUUGCAUCAAAUUUUGAUUUGAACCAAAACGGUGAAGGUUAUGACACACAAGGAUCUGACGCUAUGGGGGUGAGGGGCGCCUGUCCGUCACCCAGAGCUGUCCCAGAGGAGGAGGCGUGUACAUAGGUUGUAAAAAGAGAUUGCUUCAUGAGCUGACGGUUCAUAUAUGCAAAAGAUAAAGACGAAAGCUUUACUUGUACACAUGUAAAUAGGUAAAGAUUAAGUAACGUAAUACAUUAAUACUUCUUCAGAUGUGCUAUUUACAAGUCUAAUGUCCGUGAACUUGGCCCUCCAAGGAGGCCCUGUUCCCACCUGCUAAAUCCUUCAACUAUGCAAUGAACACGCGGGCUUUUCCCCAAAGCCCAUGAAUCUCAAAGGAGCCUUUUCAAAUCCAUUUACAACAUAUUUAAGGUCAUAGUUUCCCUGAACAAGCGCUUACCUGAGACGUUAUACAGCUGUUUUCCUUUUUUUUUUUUAUUUUCAGUUUUUUGUUUGUUUGUUUUUCAAAUGGAGGGAACAUGCCUCCCCCGCCCCCCCCUUUUUUUUUUUAAAUCUGGAACCCAGGCUGGAACUUCGCAUCUGAAGUUGCUGCUUGUGGUCUUCCCUGGAGAAAUGGGGAAAGGUGCGCCCGCCCCCUUAUGCCCCUCUGGAAGUGGAACUAAGCCCGAAGUAGCUUUGCCCAGGGAAGAUGGGAUUGUUCUUUGAUAAUCAGGGGCAGAUGGGUCGUGUCUGCCAGGCACAGAGAGGUCACCAGAAUUUCUGGUCACCUCUGAGGUCGUGAUGUUGCAGGCAGCUUCAAGUGGGAACCUUGCCUUUCCCACCCUCCACCCUGAGUCCUAUCUCCUAGCAUGUUCACACUUCCUCGUUCCAUAAUGUGAUUUAUGGACACUCACACAGAUCCCAAAAGAAAGCUGUCCGGGUUUCCUUCGCGGAUGGGUAUGUUUCCACGGUAACUGCCGAAUUGAAGGUACACGGAGCGCAAUGUGAAUCGUUGAUACUCCAAUAGGAAAUGGAAGCCUGGGAAGAGCUGAACAAGUAGAUUGUGUCAGAGCCAUCAGGAAUUACCGAGGGCGAAAGGUGGCAGAAGUGUGCGCGUGAGUGUGUGUGUGUGUGUGUGUUUGCGCGUGUGCACUCUUGUGCCAGCGUGUGAGCGCCUGUGUGUGUGUGUGCUCUUGUGCAAGCGUGCGCGCUCGUGUGUGUGUGUGUGUGUGUGUUGAGUUUUCAUCAGUCUUAAUGUCUUCAUGACAAUUUUAUAAAGACAUUAACCCUCUUGUCUACAUAUUUGGAGAGAAUAUGACUUUACUAGCCGAGAAAAUACAAUAUAUCUUGUCUACUGGCCUGUAAGAUACAUGUAAGAAAUAAAAAUUAGUCCCAUUUGGUCCUCUAGUACAUUAAAGUGCUACCUGAUAUUGUUAUCCUGUUUGUUU
Molecule: messenger RNA, 5668 nt
Organism: Myodes glareolus (Bank vole)
Lineage: Eukaryota; Metazoa; Chordata; Mammalia; Rodentia; Cricetidae
Source: RefSeq, a predicted model, not a curated record